Messenger RNA from Daldinia childiae, 354 nucleotides. Its product is annotated as Cytochrome c oxidase assembly factor 6. The record is from RefSeq and is a predicted model, not a curated record. The transcript has 2 exons. The coding region runs from base 1 to 354 and encodes 117 amino acids. Gene Ontology annotation, biological process: mitochondrial respiratory chain complex IV assembly. Gene Ontology annotation, cellular component: respiratory chain complex IV; mitochondrion; mitochondrial intermembrane space. NCBI's taxonomy places the organism in Eukaryota, Fungi, Ascomycota, Sordariomycetes, Xylariales, Hypoxylaceae.
AUGGGCGUCUUCGGUUUCUUCAAUUCCCCUGACGAGAAGCGGAAAGAGGAAGUACGCACUGGUGCGCGUGCGCCAGAUAGAACAGAGCGACAGUUAUGCUGGGAUGCGCGCGACAAAUUCUACAAAUGUCUAGACAAGCACGAUGUUAUCGACUCGCUAAACGGCGACGGCAAGAAAAUUGCUGAGAAGCAAUGUGCGCAGGAGAAUAAGGGUUUCGAACAGAACUGCGCCAGCGCCUGGGUAACUUACUUCAAGCGAUAUCGAGUUGCCGAGCACCAAAAGAAGAAGACACUGGAGAAAUUACAACAAGAGGGCGCGAAUAAGAUGGUAGUCGAAGGAUCUACAAAGACAUAA